This is a messenger RNA of Oppia nitens, 357 nucleotides long. RefSeq lists its product as uncharacterized. The transcript is spliced from 2 exons. NCBI's taxonomy places the organism in Eukaryota, Metazoa, Arthropoda, Arachnida, Sarcoptiformes, Oppiidae. The record is from RefSeq and is a predicted model, not a curated record. Bases 49 to 357 code for a protein of 102 amino acids.
UGAAAAAUAUUAAUUGUUAAAUUGAUUAAAGUAUAAUAAGUAAAAACAAUGAAAGUUUAUUUAGCUAUUGUUUUAUUGUUGGCAUUAGUAGUCAUAAUCUACUCCAACUCUACACCUGUUAAUAACGUGGACAACAAUAUUUGGGACAAAUUAAAGACUGGCAAAGACUACGUAAAACUAAUUGAAAAGUUUAACGUAAAGGCCUGGCAUUUCUUAGAGUGUAUGGGCAAAGACUGGUGCGAACACUGUGUGUCACCAACUCUGGGAUGUCUUAAAAAUGAAUCAAUUGUUGGUUGUAUUGAAUUGAUUGCCUGUGAAGCCAAAGAUGCUUUCAGUUGUGCACAAAAAUUGAAAUAA